AUGAACAACAACAGUAACAGUUCUUAUCGUUUUGGUACAUCAGAUACGAUGACAUCACAAGAGUUCUCCAGGAUACCUCAGCCCUAUAAUCACACAGAAAAAAUAAAAGAUAUCGUCCCGGAAUUAGACGGUAAUAUUGAUCCGAUGCACCCCGAAGAAUUUCUUGAAAAACUUAACAAUUAUUUUCAAAUCCAAGUGUUCACCGAUCCAACAAAAAUUAACGUCACAUGCAGAAGACUUAGUGGUAGGGCUAAAAAAUGGUCUUACACCCUAGAUCAAAUAGACUUAUUUAAUCAUUUUGUUGAACGUUUUCGACGACAUUUUUGGUGUUCGAUUAAACAAGAAAAAGUAUUUAAUGUAUUCUAUCGCCCACAUUAUCAUCAAGAUACAUCGAGUCUACAAGAGCACAAUAUUGAUUAA
Macrosiphum euphorbiae (potato aphid) is the source of this 420-nucleotide messenger RNA. NCBI's taxonomy places the organism in Eukaryota, Metazoa, Arthropoda, Insecta, Hemiptera, Aphididae. The record is from the annotation of a GenBank genome assembly.